Molecule: messenger RNA, 1302 nt
Organism: Paramisgurnus dabryanus
Lineage: Eukaryota; Metazoa; Chordata; Actinopteri; Cypriniformes; Cobitidae
Biological process (GO): DNA integration
Molecular function (GO): nucleic acid binding
Source: RefSeq, a predicted model, not a curated record
AUGUACCUGUGUCAGACCCUGUCAAGACAUGUUGAUGUGCCAACAACGAUCAUCCAGGCCCUGCAGGAGCUCUUUGCUCUUGUUAGGCAGCAAAUAGAACUCACUGCCCCAUCGACAGAAGUAACUACUGUGGCUGGAGGGACAGGGCGUCCAAGAUAUGACAUUGACAGGGAGACUUUGGCUGAGCUUUGUCAACUAAAUUUUUCAAAGCAGUAUAUUGCAAAGCUUCUGGGUGUUUCAUGUCGCACUGUCUGUAGACGAAUAAGAGAGUUUGGAUUUUCCACAAAAACACACAGCAACAUAAGUGAUCAAGAGCUUAAUAGUUUGGUUGUUCAGAUUAAAAAUGAAAUGCCCUCUGCUGGAUACCGAAUGGUCAAAGGUAGGCUACAAUCCAUGGGAAUUCAUGUACAAUGGAGAAGAGUUGCUGCUUCAAUGCACGAAGUGGAUUCGAUUGGAGUUCUCUCAAGAAUGUAUGGAUUGGGAUGUGUGGUACGACGCACAUAUUCUGUUAGAGGCCCCCUGUCUCUUUGGCAUGUGGACACCAAUCACAAAUUGAUAAGGUACAAUAUUGUCAUUUUUGGGGCAGUGGACGGAUAUUCUAGGAAGGUAAUGUGCUUAAACGCUGCAACAAACAAUCGUGCAUCAACAGCCCUUGGCUUCUUCAAGGAGGCAACUGAAAGAUAUGGUGUACCCUCAAGAGUCAGAGCAGACCAGGGGGUGGAAAAUGUGGAAAUCGCAAAGUUCAUGUUUUCAGUCCGUGGAACUGACCGUGGAAGCUUUAUGGCUGGGAAAAGCGUUCAUAAUCAAAGGAUUGAGCGUCUAUGGCGUGAUUUAAGGGUCUGCGUCACCUCUAAGUACUACAGGACACUACAAAGUCUGGAAAGAGACCACCUACUGGAUUUAUCCUCUGCCAACGACAUUUUCUGUGUCCAUUAUAUAUUCCUACCUAAACUGCAGGAAGACUUGGGAUUUUUUGCUGCAGGCUGGAACCACCAUCCGCUAAGUACUGAAGCAAAUUUGAGCCCAGAGCAGAAAUGGCACAUUGGUAUGCUGCAUACGCAGCUUGACCAGCCAGAGAAUCUUGAGGAUAUCCAAGAGCCUGAGUUUGACUGGGAAGUUGCAGCAGAACAUGAUGGUGUAGAUGUGGAUGGUGCAGUAUUGGUCCCAGAGUUUGAAUGUCCGUUGAAUGAGCAAGAACUGUCAGAACUUGGCACUCUUAUUCGCCAAAGUGAUCCCAACACACCACCUACAGACCUUUAUGCAAUCUGCCAUGCAUAUGUGACUGGCAGAUGCAACAUAUAG